CAGCUGCUGUCUGAUCUAACUUGGCUGGACUUGAGAGUUGCUUGUGUUUUGAUGGCAGGACUGGGUUCCACUGACCUGUGGCCCUUGGGGCUCUUCAUCUGCUCCCUCCACCGGGGAGAGUCCUCCCGACACAGCAGAGGCGCUCCAUCACAGUGAAGCUGCUGGGCUGACUGCGGUGAGAACAAGAAGAGGAAGUUUUGAAAAAAGGAUGUUGCAUUGCUCAUGAAAGAGGAAUAGGAAGUCAGAGAGGAGAAAAACAAGCCGCCACCUCGGUGACGGCUGCGCUGCGUUAGCUGGUGAGGAGGCCAGGUUCCUGCGGAGAUGAGCGAGUGCGUGGAGAACACCAGCGACCACCCCAUCCAGGGACCCGCGGACGACGCGGCCGAGUCCUGCUGGGAGGACGCCGGCCUCCCGCUGGAGCUGCAGCGAGGACUGGAGCUCCUGAGGCUGAACGGAGACCUGACCGACGUGGUUCUCAGCGUCCAGGGACAGGACUUCUGCUGCCACCGAGCCGUGCUGGCCGCGGCCAGCCACUACUUCAGGGCCAUGUUCUGCAGCGGCCUGAGGGAGAGCCACGAGGGGCAGGUGGAACUCAGAGGCGUGGACCGGGAGACCAUGCAGACGCUGCUGCGCUACACCUACACCAGCAGAGCUGUCUUCACACAGGCCAACGUCCAGAGCAUCCUGGAGGCUGCCAGCCAGUUCCAGUUCCUACGUGUGGUGGAUGCCUGCGCCGCCUUCCUCAGCAGAUCGCUCUGCCUGGAGAGCUGUGUCGAGAUCCUGAAGCUGUCCGUCGACCACAACCUCCCGUCUCUGAAGACCAAGGUCCAGGACUACAUCUCCGCUCAGUUCUCCCAGGUGGUCCAGCAGCAGGACUUCCUGGAUCUUCCUGCCGAGUCCCUGGAGUCCAUCCUGGGGAGGAGCGACCUGGACGUGAAGAGCGAGGAGCGCGUUUUCGAGGCGCUGAUGCGCUGGAUAAGAGCUCGGCCGGACGAGCGCUGUCGGGGGCUGGCCCGGCUGCUCUCGCGUGUCCGGCUGCCACUGAUGGACCCGGCUUACUUUGUGGACAACGUGGAGUCUGAUGAGCUGAUUCGACUCUGCCAUGAGACCUUUCCACUGUUGCAAGAGGCGCGGACCUACCACCUGUCCGGCAGAGAGGUGACGAGGUUCCUCGCCUCCGAUCUUCGAGGCCAGACUCUCGCCACGGUCCAACAGAACUCAGUCUUCUUCUUCCAGGUGGUCUCCGAGCGAACGAAGCCUCGCAUGAAGCACUUCCUGUCUGAGGUCUUCCUGAUCAUCGGUGGCUGCACCAAAGAGGAGCGCUUCGUCCCCACGGUCACCUGUCUGGACCCUCUCAGGCGCAGCCGCCUGGAGGUCGCUCUGCUGCCUCUGACGGAGACGGAGGACGAGUCCAAGAGCAGGAAAUGGGUGGAGUUUGCCUGCAUCACCUUCCGGAACGAGGUGUUCAUAUCUGGAGGCAAAGAGACGCAGAGGGACGUCUGGAAAUACAACGGCGCCCUGGACAAGUGGAUCCAGAUCGAGCCGCUGACCACGGGCCGCUGGAGACACAAGAUGGCGGUGCUGGGCGGGAAGGUCUACGCUCUCGGGGGCUUCGAUGGACUUCAGAGGCUUGAUAGCGUCGAGGCCUAUGACCCCUUUCACAACCGCUGGACGGAGGUUGUUCCUCUUGCGGAAGGCGUCAGCUCCUGUGCCGCGGCGACCUUCGACAGAUGGAUCUAUGUGAUCGGAGGAGGACCAAACGGCAAGCUGGCCACCGAUAAGGUUCAGUGCUGGGAAGCCGGGUCCGACGGCUGGGAGCUGCGAGCGCCAAUGCCCAUUGAAACCAAGUGCACCAACGCAGUCAGCUUUAAGGACCACAUCUACAUCGUCGAGCUGUUGUGGUCUGCGCCAGACUGAAAUCGCUCCAUGCACAGAGCCAGUUUGGAACGAACAAUCGGAGACAGAGUUGGAAUAACAGCGUUAAACAUUCACUCGUCAGAGUUUCGAUCGGCAGCUGUGGGAAUAGCAGGAAUGUUCUGGUCCGAUGAUGUUAGCGUUCUGUCCCUACACCAAGUCCAACCUUGGCCCAACUAAGGCAACUAAUGUCAAUAAACCUGUGCCAUCAUGUAACCGCGUCUCUAUCAGUGUGAUCACCGCCACGCUGCUCCACAAGGCUCUCACACUGGAGGAAUCUUUCCCGCUCUGGGAACCACUUCCAGUCUCUUAAAAUGACACGCCUGCAUCAGACAUUCAGGAGCAUUUGCAAUAACUUCUUGUAUAAUCAUUAGAUGGAGAUGCACAACAAUGUGGAAACCAGAAGGAAAUCGCGAUAUAUAUGCAUCAAUGAAGAUCUGUGGAAGAAUCUGAAGAAGGUGCAGAGGUGGAUCAGGACUGAGACAAACCUGAUAUCCAGCAUCACCAUUACACCACAGAAACUCCAGCUCCCACGAACAGACACCAGUCACAGCAUCUCUGCUCAUCACCUGAGGACACCGCUCAAACCUGUCGGGAUGGUCCAGAUAAUCCUGAUCCUCCGUCACUAGUUCCACCAUGCUGUUGUUGUUGGACAGCAGGAGGCGCCGGUGUGCUGUGUCUGGGUCUGAGAGAAUAAGACACAGACAAUCAUUGUCCCAGCAAGCGAGGGAAGACCAUGACCUCCAGUGGAGAUCAUGAGCCCACAGGUCCCAAAUGUGACGGGUCAGUGUUCUGGAUCAGGUCAACAGUCUUCUGAAAAUGGGGCCACCUCAACAGAAGAACCAGAGCCUUCAGAGUUUCAGAUGCACACCACGUUGGUGACCUGUGUUCUGGGCAGUGACCUGGACUUGAUGAAGUUCUGGCAGCGGAUCCAAGGGUCACAUGAUCACACUAGCAUCACAGCUGCUCCAGUAGAAGCUGAGUCACAGAGUUCUCAAGAAGCCAUAAAAAACAGGCUUGCAUUUCUUCAGUUUAGAUCUUUAAUCUCUGUGGUC
Synchiropus splendidus (mandarinfish) is the source of this 2969-nucleotide messenger RNA. RefSeq names its product kelch-like family member 6 (gene klhl6). Gene Ontology annotation, molecular function: protein binding. The transcript is spliced from 7 exons. The record is from RefSeq and is a predicted model, not a curated record. The coding region runs from base 322 to 1917 and encodes 531 amino acids. NCBI's taxonomy places the organism in Eukaryota, Metazoa, Chordata, Actinopteri, Syngnathiformes, Callionymidae.